AUGGUGAAACCGGUGCGUAAGUCGUCGAACAAGAAUCCGCCGAUUUUCAGUCACGAAUUCGUGAUACAAAAUCACGCGGACAUCGUUUCUUGCGUGGCGAUGGUGUUCGUGGUCGGGCUCAUGGUGCAGGCGACGUCCCCGUUGGCGUCGGUCUUCAUCACCUUGCACCACAACGUCACGGGGGAAUCGGGGGACCUCCCGUUGUACUUGCCCGGCUACAAGGACUGGGCGUGCGUCUUUUUCUACAGUCUAAUAUGCGUGAUUAUCCACGCGAUCAUUCAGGAGUACGUCUUGGACAAGGUGUCGAAAAAACUGCACCUGUCCAAGUCCAAGCUCGCCGUCUUCUCCACCAGCGGCCAGCUGACGGCGUUCUACGCGCUGUCCGCGCUCUGGGGCUUGGACAUCGCCUUCAAGGAGCACCUGGUGCCGGACGUCGCUCGCAUAUGGUCCGACUACCCCGUCCUCAUGACGUUCAUGUUCAAGCUCUAUGUGGUGAUCCAGCUCGCAUAUAGCCUUCACGAGUUGCCCGAACUGUACUUUCAGCGGGCGAAACGCGAGGACUACGUCCCCAGGGCGUCGCACAGCCUCGCGGGCCUCGUCCUCGUCGCCGUUCCUUACUUUUUGGGUUUCAACAGGUUGCUGGUGAGUUUGCUGGUGCUACACCACGUGGCGGAGCUGUUCCACCACUUGGCCCAGCUCGUCCAGACGGUCGAUAAGGAGGAGCGCUUCUCGCGCGCCACCGGCUUGGUGUCGAACGCGCUUCAAAUAGUCGCGCGUCUGGGCAGCAUCAUCUUGGCCGUGCUGACCCUCUGGUACGGCCUCGCGUCCAAAGAGAACCAGGAGUUGGACGUGAAAAAGGGCCGCUUCAACACCCCGCCGAUAAGGUUCUCGGUACUCGCAGGCAUCAUCCUACUGCAGAUGUAUCUCAUCUUCAAGGUCAUCAGCAGGGAGCUGACGAGGUCGCGGGAGGCGGGGCCCGCGAUAACCGCGCCCAAGGUCAAGGCCCAGAAGAAGGCGAAGACCAAGAGCAAGAAGCCAGACGAGUCUGACCUGCCCGAGGUCGAUCAGAACACCAACAAGACGCUCAGGAAGCAGAAGGUCAAGUAGGGGUUAGGUUAGAGUUUUUUUUUUUCGACUGUACGGCCUUUUAAAUAUUUUGUAAUAAAGUUUAUAUUUUUUAUAAGAAAAAAUAUAUUUUCCGCUGCGUGGUUCUCUGUCCAUCUGAAACGAAUUUCGGUAAUAAAAUGUAU
This is a messenger RNA of Cylas formicarius (sweet potato weevil), 1250 nucleotides long. It is a transcript of the gene TRAM, whose product is annotated as translocating chain-associated membrane protein 1. Gene Ontology annotation, molecular function: sphingosine N-acyltransferase activity. The record is from RefSeq and is a predicted model, not a curated record. Gene Ontology annotation, biological process: SRP-dependent cotranslational protein targeting to membrane, translocation; protein insertion into ER membrane; ceramide biosynthetic process. The transcript is spliced from 3 exons. Gene Ontology annotation, cellular component: endoplasmic reticulum membrane. Bases 1 to 1107 code for a protein of 368 amino acids. Lineage: Eukaryota; Metazoa; Arthropoda; Insecta; Coleoptera; Brentidae.